Plasmodium yoelii is the source of this 858-nucleotide messenger RNA. RefSeq names its product fam-a protein. NCBI's taxonomy places the organism in Eukaryota, Apicomplexa, Aconoidasida, Haemosporida, Plasmodiidae. The record is from RefSeq and is a predicted model, not a curated record. The transcript is spliced from 6 exons. Bases 1 to 858 code for a protein of 285 amino acids.
AUGAAUAAAUUUUAUAUUAAAAUUGGUUUUUUUCUUUUAAGAAUUUCUGUAUAUGUGAAUAAUAAAACCCUUGCAACUGAACCAGUUCCAAAAAAAGAUACACCAUCCAAACCAUUACAUUAUUCUACUUCAAAAGAAAUAUAUGAAAAAAACAAGCACUUAUUAUGUACCAAACCAGAAGAAAUUACAGAAGCAGUCGAACUUAUGAACGAAGCUGUAACACAUUUAGAAUAUCAUGCUACAAGUAAAGAUUAUAAAUUAUGUUUAAAAUAUCCUAAUAAUAAUACACUUUUUUAUAAAAAAAAAUAUGAAGACAAUACAAAUGUUGAAAAAAUCCAUUUUAAAAUUUAUAAUUCCGACAUGUAUAAUGAUAUAAUAAACAGGUUAUGGGAUCCAGAUCAUCCCAAUUUUUUCAAUACUGGCUCUGUUAAAAUUGCCCGCGUGUACAAUCCAAAUUUAGUAAUGAUACAACAACGUUACGAAAAUGAUUCUAGUACUCGUCAGAAAUAUUUUUAUGCUUUAGCUGCAAAGACUGAAAUAUCAGAAGACAAAACUAUAAUUGUCAUAACUUCGGCAGAUAUAAAUGAUCAUCACCCUUCCAAUAAAAAAUAUAAAAACACAAUAAUAGAAAACGCAAAUUUAUUCAAAACUGACAUUGAUUCUGAAGAUGAUAUUAGAAAUGGAAGAUUAAAAAAAACGUAUGUUAAUAUAGCUGGAUACCUCAUUAAAAAUAACGACAAAUUUAUUGAUAUCACCUAUGUCGAAUCUAUUGAUGGACAUGUUCUCAGUUACCCAAGACGCAUUAUUAAAAAAGCUUUAGAAUAUUUUUUCCUUCAUAUAUGUUUUUCAGCAUCGUAA